Nelumbo nucifera (sacred lotus) is the source of this 1404-nucleotide messenger RNA. Its product is annotated as putative transcription factor bHLH041. Gene Ontology annotation, molecular function: protein dimerization activity. Lineage: Eukaryota; Viridiplantae; Streptophyta; Magnoliopsida; Proteales; Nelumbonaceae. The record is from RefSeq and is a predicted model, not a curated record.
AUGAUGAGAGCAACCAGCCCAGCUCCUCCUCUGGAAGUCUUGCCCGAAGGCUCUUUGAAGAUUACAGGUUAUCACUCUGCAACAUCGAUAAUAGGAUUAGCUUUCAAGGAAGGUAUUCCCUAUAUGGAGCUUAAUGAAUUGGAGCUUCAAAGUCGAGCUUCAACUGAAACCCAACGUCGAUUCUAUCGGGAAGCUAGGAUCAAGGCUGCAGCAUUCAUGGGCUGCAAAAGUGGAGAGAUUGAGAUAGGAACGAUGAAUCCAACUCAGAUCAACAUGGAAAUGGAGAUCAGGAAGUUCUUUCCCGAAGACUUGAAUCAACAGCUUCAAUUUAGAGAACUCCUUCAUCACCAACAGGAUCAGAACCGUUCUUCAUCAUCACUGAGUUCAAUGUCCGUGAGUAGCCCGGAGUACUCAUCUCUUGUAUUCAGUAUCCCGAGUACUUGUAGCAUGCCUAAAACCCUGAAGGAAGCACCCGUUAAGAAAGCAAUCCUUCCAACGCCGACCGAAACUAUGCCAGUACUCCAGCAGCAAACCACGCAACCUUUCCAACGUCUUAGUAGCAUUCGUUUUCCAAGUUGGGAGAGCGACGAUGCGGCAAUGACAAGAGCCAUGCUCGCGGUUAUUUCUUCUCCUUCGACGUCCUCAUCAUCUCAUCAUCACCAGUUGCAGUCCCACGGUUACAAACUGAGCCAACAUAAGAGCGCUUUCAAGGAUUACAUCUCCUCUCUUGCACCCAUCGUUAACGUUUCAAUAACAGCCAAUAUACGCAGAAAUAAUAUGCAGAAGCGCGCAAUUGCCUUCUUUAAAAGCUUGUAUUUAAAGAGGAACGAAGAAGAAAUGCAAGCAACCCGCCAAACAAGCAAUCUGAAUCAUAUCAUAUCAGAGCGUAAGCGUCGAGCGAAGCUUAACGAAAGGUUUCGUGCAUUGAGUUCACUACUUCCUCCAGGGUCCAAGAAAAACAAAUUGUCGGUGCUUUCCAGCACUAGGGAAUACUUGAUCGCUUUGAAGGCUCAAGUUCUUCAGCUCCAGCAACAGAACAGAUUACCGGAGGGGCGACUUGUGUCUGCAGCAAGAGAAGCUAGUGAAGAAGAUAACGCUUCUCCAAAUGAAAGAAUAGAUAUACGAGUUGUCCAUGCCGCAGAAUCAACAUCGGAAGAGCGCCAAGUUGAAGUGCGAGUGACUGUUAUUCAAGACUGUGAUUUGUUGGAGCUGGGUAUCCGCCUACUCGAAUUUAUUAAACAAACUAGGGUCGCUAGCUUAGUUUCAAUGGAAGCCAACACCCAGAUGCAGCAAAUGGGCUCAUUUAAACGACUAACCUUGAAAUUAAAUAUUAAGGGGAGUGAAUGGGACGAGGCUACCUUCCGGGAAAGCAUAGCCAGGAUUGUUGCUAACCUGCCAACAUGA